Onthophagus taurus is the source of this 2073-nucleotide messenger RNA. It is a transcript of the gene mtm, whose product is annotated as phosphatidylinositol-3-phosphate phosphatase. The record is from RefSeq and is a predicted model, not a curated record. Gene Ontology annotation, cellular component: cytoplasm; membrane. Gene Ontology annotation, biological process: phosphatidylinositol dephosphorylation. NCBI's taxonomy places the organism in Eukaryota, Metazoa, Arthropoda, Insecta, Coleoptera, Scarabaeidae. Gene Ontology annotation, molecular function: phosphatidylinositol-3-phosphate phosphatase activity; phosphatidylinositol-3,5-bisphosphate 3-phosphatase activity.
AAGUGUCAAAAAAUAAUAAAUGACAGGUUAACUCAGGUAACAAACUAACAAGAACUUUUAAUCACAAUUUAGUUUUCUGAUGGAUAAACCCAUCGAACUUAUAAACAUGGAACCUGGGAAUUACCACAAAAAUAUCAGUCUUGAGGGGUUUAUAGGAGAUUCAAAAUCAAGCUCUUUAAAUUCUAAACAAGAAACUACUAGUUGGGGAAAAACGUCCCCAAGUAAAAGUUAUUGCUCCUCGAGCUCAACAUCAACAGAAAAUGUCGUUUCUACUUUGGAAAGAAGAAAAAUAACGAAGGCAAAUACUGAAGCAAUUUUGAAUUCUCGAGCUGAUGAAAUCCCUUUAUUCCCCGGUGAGAAGAUUUCAGAGCAAGCGAGAGACGUAACUUACGUUUGUCCUUACAAUGGCCCCUCGAGAGGAGUUUUAACCGUUACAAAUUACAAACUUUAUUUUCGAUCAACGGAUAAAGAUUUAAAUACAAUUAUUGAUGUUCCUUUGGGUGUGGUUUCUCGAAUAGAAAAAGUAGGGGGUUUAUCAUCUCGAGGUGAAAACGCGUACGGAAUUGAAGUUUUUUGUAAAGAUAUGAGAAAUUUAAGGUUCGCACAUAAACAAGAAAAUCAUUCUCGUAGAGAUAUGUUUGAAAGACUUCAACAAUUUGCGUUCCCCCUUUCGAAUAAAUUAAAACUUUUCGCUUUUGAGUAUUCGGAAAUGUUCCCAGAAAAUGGGUGGGCUGUUUAUGAACCAAUCGCUGAAUUAAAACGAAUGGGUAUUAAUAACGACAUGUGGAAAAUCACCAAAAUAAACGAUAAUUACGAAAUUUGCGACAGCUAUCCCGCAGUUUUAGCCGUUCCAGCUCAAGUUACAGACGAAGAAAUAAAAAAUGUUGCUAAUUUUCGGAGCCGCGGUCGAGUUCCCGUUUUGAGUUGGAUUCAUUCCGAAUCGCAGGCCACUAUAACUCGAUGUUCACAACCGUUGGUUGGUGUUAGUGGAAAAAAAUGUCGUGAUGAUGAGAAAUUUAUUUCGUUAAUUAUCGAUGCUAACGCUCAAUCCGAUAAAAUGUUUAUUUUGGAUGCUCGACCCAGUGCUAACGCCAUGGCUAAUAAACCAAAAGGAGGGGGAUACGAAUCUGAGGAUGCUUACAAAAACGCCGAGCUUGUUUUUUUGGAUAUUCAUAAUAUUCACGUUAUGAGGGAAUCUUUACGGAAACUUAAAGAGCUUUGUUUUCCUACGAUCGAAGAAACCAAGUGGUUAUCUGGGUUAGAAUCAACAUAUUGGUUGAAACAUAUUAAGUGUAUCUUAGCUGGUGCUGUUAGAAUCGUUGAUAAGGUUGAAAAUCAUAAAACAUCAGUUUUAGUUCAUUGUUCUGAUGGUUGGGAUCGAACAGCUCAACUUACAGCUUUAGCUAUGUUAAUGCUUGAUCCAUAUUAUCGUACGAUAAAAGGAUUUGAAGUUCUAAUUGAGAAGGAGUGGUUAUCUUUUGGGCAUAAAUUCCAACAGAGGGUUGGACAUGGCGAUAAUCAUCAUUCCGAUGCUGAUCGUUCCCCCGUUUUCCUUCAAUUCAUCGAUUGCGUCUGGCAAAUAACCCAACAAUAUCCAAAUGCAUUCGAAUUUAACGAGUACUUCUUAAUAACGAUUUUAGAUAAUCUUUAUUCCUGCCGAUUUGGAACGUUUUUGUACAACAGCGAAAGAGAACGAGUUGAACAACGUGUUAAAGAAACGACCGUUUCUCUUUGGUCUUACACUAAUAGCCAAUUAGAAUUGUAUUUAAACCCGCUAUAUUGGGCGAAUCCCCAUCAACAAGAAGUGUUGAUUCCGAUUGCGAGUUUAAGGAAUAUUCGGCUUUGGAAAGCGUAUUAUUGUAGGUGGAACCCAAGUAUGCGUAUUCAGGACCCCGUAUAUCAAAGAAUCAGGGAGUUACUUCGAUUGAAAGAGCAAUUCCAAAAGCAGGUUGAAGAAUGUCGAAAAGAACAACAAUUACGAUUAACAAAGGCGAAUUCUUCGUCACCUUAAUUAAAAUAUCAAUUAUUAUAAAUUAACUUUAACCAAAAAUAAAAAUUCGAUUAUAUUCCUUA